Molecule: messenger RNA, 3182 nt
Organism: Schizophyllum commune H4-8
Lineage: Eukaryota; Fungi; Basidiomycota; Agaricomycetes; Agaricales; Schizophyllaceae
Product: Piwi-domain-containing protein
Exons: 12
Coding region: 75-2960 (961 amino acids)
Molecular function (GO): protein binding; RNA binding
Source: RefSeq, a predicted model, not a curated record
AGGCAUGUCGUUGCUCAUUCAAUAUGGGGUGUCCCAGCACAUUCGUGUCCUGAACCAUCGCCUUCCCACCCAACAUGAGCUAUCGAGGCGAUAGAGGACGCGGCCGUGGCGGCGGCGGAGACAGAGGCGGCUACAGAGGCGGCGGAGAUCGCGGUGGCUACCGCGGAGGUGGUAGAGGUGGGGGCGGAGGUGGAGGCGGAGGCGGUGGAUAUCGCGGUGGAGGCGGCGACCGCGGCGGCGGCGGCGGCUUCAGAGGCGGAGGCCGUGGUGGUGGUCCCGGAGCCAUCUUUGGGGGGCCGGCAUCAGUAGACGCCCGUCUCACCGACAACUCGCAGGACGAGCUGGUCGCCUCGCUUCAAAGCCUGUCCAUUCGCUCAAACGACAUGCCCGUGCGGCCUGACUUCGGCACCAAGGGGCGCCAGGUCACCUUGCGAUCCAACUUCUUCCCCGUCAAGGUCCCUAAGCGCCCGCUCUACGAGUACGAUGUGCGGAUUACACCUGUCGCUGGCACGGCCAACCGCCGCGUCAAAAAGCGCAUCUUUCAGCUGGCCGAGCAGCGCCCCGAGUGGGCCUCGCUUGGCCUGCGGAACAACGUUGCGCACGACGCGUCGAACCGCAUGAUUGCUGCUAAGCGCCUGAAGGAGCCCAUCGUUAUUCGUGUCCCAUACUACGACGAAGAUGAAGCAGGACCGCGGGCAGGUGGGAAGGAGUACACCCUCACUAUCGAGUUCAUGCAGGAGAUCGACACUUCCCACCUUCACAACUACCUGGCAGGCCAGCCGAACUACCGAGGCUACGACGUCCUUCCCAUCAUCUCGGCUCUCAACAUUGUGCUGUCGGCCUAUGCGAACCGCCCGGGUGGCGGUGUGCUGGUUGGCCGCAACCGGUUCUUCUUUAAGGACCAGGCUAUACAGCCUUUCGACCUGGGAGGUGGUCUUGAAGCAUGGAAGGGCUUUUUCACGUCCGUUCGUCCAAGCCACCACCAGCUUAUGGUAAACGUGAAUGUAUGCACUACCGCUUUUUACAAGGAGGGCUCGCUCGAUAGGGCGAUGAUCGAAUUUAAGGACGCCAGCUUCGGCGCUCGUCCCUCUGUGUUCGUCAAGGGCCUCCGUGUCAUCGCGACCCACCUAGGAUAUCGCAAGACUAUCAAGGGCCUGGCCAAGGUGAACGCGAAGCAGCACAAAUUCCAGUGCGACGAGUUCAAAAAAGUCGUCACCGUGGAGGAGUACUUUGCUCGGAAGUACGGACGUCAGCUUAAGCACCCCGAGAUCCCGCUCGUCAAUGUUGGCUCUACGAAAGAAAAUUUGCUGCCUCCCGAGGUCUGCCAGAUUCUCCCCAACCAGGCCUUUAAGGGCAAGCUCCUCGACGAGCACACUGCGCGCAUGAUCACCGUCGCCGCCCUGCCACCCGCCAACAAUGCCUCUCUCAUUUCAAACACCGGGCUCUCCAAGCUCGGCUACGCGCCGAGCGACGGGCCCCUUAACGCCUUCGGCAUUUCAAUUGGGCGCGAGAUGACCGUUGUCCCUGGGCGCAUCCUGUCGCCGCCGAAGAUCAAGUACGGUCGGGGCGAGCCCGAGGUCGACGACCGCGCGAGCUGGAACCUGCGCAACGUGCGCUUCGCCAAGGGCGCGACGUUGCAGAACUGGGCGGUCGUGGUGCUGCACGAUCGGAGCCGGGACGAGUUCCAGAACAAGAACGACCCAGCGCUGAAGCAGGUGAUCGAUGGGUUUGUGAGCAUGUGCGCGACGAGCGGGAUGGUGGUGAAGCAGAAGAAUCCGCCGGUGUAUGAUAUCGGGCUCGUACCGAAGGAUCCAGUCGAUCCGACGCGCAAGAGCUCCAUCAACGCGAUUCGCAAGGGCUUGAUGGAGCAGGCGAGGCCGAAGCCUGCGAUCAUGCUCGUCAUCCUAGCCAACGGCGACAAGCAUAUCUACUCCGGUUUGAAGCACCUCUGCGACUCGUGGCUGGGCAUCGGCACUGUUUGCGUGCAGUCUGCGAAGAUCAGGAACCAGAAGGGUCAGCUUCAGUACUUCGCCAACGUCGCCUUGAAGUUGAACAUGAAGCUCGGUGGCAACAACCAUGGACUCGACCCCGCUAGCACCUCCUGGCUCAAGCAAGAGCCCACCAUGCUCGUCGGCAUCGACGUCACGCACCCGGGACCUGCGACGGUCAAGGGCACACCCUCCAUCGCGGCUGUUGUCGCGAGCAUCGACGACGCUUAUGGCCAGUUCCCGUGCAGUUUGGAGAUUCAGGAGUCCAAGAAAGAGAUGGUCACGGCACUGUCAAAGGCAAUGGUCGAGCGCUUGACGCUGUACAAGACGACGAAUGGCAAGCUACCGAGCCGCGUGCUGGUCUACCGCGAUGGUGUGUCUGAGGGCCAAUUUGCCACUGUCGUUGCAGAGGAGAUGCCCGAGAUCAAGGCGGCUUUCAAGAAGUUCGACACGGCGAGCGGGAAGUACAAUCCCAAGCUCACCAUUGUCAUCUGCGGCAAGCGUCACCACACCCGCUUCUACCCCACUAACUCCGACGGCGCUGACAACAAGGGUAACCCCAAGGCUGGCACGGUCGUCGACCGCGGCGUCACCGCCAUCUACGAGUUCGACUUCUUCUUGCAAGCCCACGGCGGCCUUCAGGGCACCACCAAGCCCACCCACUACUAUACCGUACACGACGAGAUGGGCUUCACCGCCGACGACCUGCAGACGCUCACUAACAACGUCUCGUACAUGUUCGCGCGGGCCACCAAGGCGGUCAGCCUCGUCAGCCCGGCGUACUAUGCGGACCUAGCGUGCGAGCGCGGUCGGUGCUACCUGCACCCGCUGCUGCAUGGGAUCAGCCGCAUUCCGCGGGCGACGGCGACGUCGGGUGGCUCGGAGCAGGAUGCGGAAGUGUUCAGGGAGGCGGAGGAGUUGUGGCAUGGGGGCGCAAAUCCGGCGCUCAAGAAUACGAUGUUUUAUCUGUGAUUGGCUGGGGAGGGGUUCAAGUGAGCGUCGCUGCUAACGCUUAUUUGUAUGUAACCUGAGUAUGUUUGCUGUCUCUUGCUCGUCUCGCAUAUAUGUCUGUCUCUUGUACUUAUAUUUACUGAUCACCCUCACGAUGCUCUGACUGCUUGGAUAUGUGCUAGCUUCUGUAUAGCUGUAUACUACUCUGCGUCUGAAUGUGAUAUGCAUGCACUUGCUCAAGUA